Harpegnathos saltator (Jerdon's jumping ant) is the source of this 1422-nucleotide messenger RNA. RefSeq names its product odorant receptor 4-like. The transcript has 5 exons. Lineage: Eukaryota; Metazoa; Arthropoda; Insecta; Hymenoptera; Formicidae. Gene Ontology annotation, cellular component: plasma membrane. Gene Ontology annotation, biological process: sensory perception of smell; detection of chemical stimulus involved in sensory perception of smell. Bases 81 to 1355 code for a protein of 424 amino acids. Gene Ontology annotation, molecular function: olfactory receptor activity; odorant binding. The record is from RefSeq and is a predicted model, not a curated record.
ACAUGCACGCGAUCACGAAAUCAUUAUUUCCCCGCGCUUGCGUCGCUUCACGGAUAUAGAGAUGCACCUGCGUCGUCCGUAUGCUUCAGUCGGCGUCACACCCCGCGAACGAUAGCAUGCACGAUCGAUCGCGACUUUCAGGAAGGAUUCAGGUGCACAAUGUGCAUUACGAGCACGACAUUCGUUACGCUAUGCAGAUAUGUCAUUGGAUCCUGAAACCGAUCGGCAUCUGGCAUUUUGUAUACAGCCGCUCGUCACCAAGCGAGAAGCUAUUCUCAAGCACGCUGGUCUUCACGUGCGUCUCUGUGUUGUGCUUCGUGCUGGUUCCUUCCGGGCCUUACGUUCUGCUUUAUGAGAAGGACAUUUACAUGAGGGUCAAGUUGUACGGUCCGGUCGGCUUUUGCCUGAGUUGCACGAUCAAGUACUUCCUCCUCGGUGUGCGCGGCACGGCGAUCGGCAGGUGCAUUGAGCAGGUUGAAGACGAUUGGCAAGUCAUUCGGCAAGCGGAUCAUCGUAAGGUGAUGCUGAAGAACGCGAUGGUGGGCCGCAGGCUCGCCAUACUGUGCGUGAUUUUGCUUUUCAGCGGCGGAUUGUCCUACCACACGAUCAUGCCGUUAUCUGCGAAAAUCAAGAUUAACGAGAACCUCACCAUCAGAUCGCUGGUGUAUCCUGGAUACGACCGGUAUUUCAAUGUUCAGGCUAGUCCUGUUUACGAGAUUGUAUUCGGUAUGCAUUGCCUGUCCUGUCUUAUCCAAUACACCAUCACGACGGCGACGUGCAGUUUGGCUGCGAUCUUCGCGAGUCACGCGUGCGGACAGGUACAGAUAUUGAUGACGUUGUUGGACGAUCUGGUCGAUGGAAAGAAAAUCGAGGGGAGUAGCACCGUGGGGAAACGUUUGAGAGUGAUAGCAAAGCAUCAUAUGCGAGUGCUGAGAUUUGCAGCCGAUGUGGAGGAAGUGUUGCGUGAAAUAUGCUUGAUAGAAUUGGUGGCAGCUACCUUGAUUAUAUGCUUGCUCGAGUAUUAUUUUAUGAUGGAAUGGAAAAAAAGCGACGCUAUUGGCAUUGUUACUUAUUUCAUUUUAUUGGUAUCCUUCGCUUUCAAUCUGCUGAUAUUUUGUUACAUCAGCGAACUUCUGGUUGAAGAGUUCCGCAAAAUUGGUUCUGCCGCGUACAACGUUAAUUGGUACGAUUUAUCUGGAUAUAAAGCUCUUGAUCUUACAAUGAUCAUCAUGAUAUCACACUAUCCGCCGAGACUUACAGCUGGCAAGUUUUGCGAUUUAUCCUUCAAUACUUUCAGCACCGUACUUAGAACGUCCUUAGUAUAUUUAAAUUUACUCCGAACAGUUACGGAAUAGAAAUCCUUUAUUUUUAUUGUAGUUCCUAAAAGCAACAGGUUGCAAUAGAUAUAUUUUUAUCUCAACA